This is a messenger RNA of Cucurbitaria berberidis CBS 394.84, 1187 nucleotides long. RefSeq lists its product as uncharacterized. NCBI's taxonomy places the organism in Eukaryota, Fungi, Ascomycota, Dothideomycetes, Pleosporales, Cucurbitariaceae. Bases 106 to 873 code for a protein of 255 amino acids. The record is from RefSeq and is a predicted model, not a curated record. The transcript has a single exon.
CGCCAUUUACCCAUAAGUUUCGACCGCUGCAUUCGAGAUUUAAUAUUCUCCGCCCUCACUUCCACUGUUCUCAACUCCAUUCUGAUACGGAACCUCGACCCGACCAUGGCUGAAACAACUACGCCCUUUCUCACGGGCUGGAACCGCCUGCCAGAUGAACUGAAGCUCCAAAUCCUUAAGGAGACUGUCCCUCGCGACACCUACUUCGCCUCGAGUUUCAAGAAAGAGAUCCCUCACUGGCGCCAUCGUCACGUCCGAGGUUCCUGGCGAACGAUGCUACCUCUCCUCUCGAUUCCUCAAAUUAAAGGCCUCGCCUUGGAGGCCUUCUACUCGCAGAACGAAAUGGGCAUCAUGAACAACGAGCUUCGUUCUUACAACUCUGAAGAGCGCAGUGUCAUCUACUACCCUCCACGAAACAUGCGCGAUUAUAUCACGAAACUCUACAUCCGCAGCUGUCCCAGUGUCCGAACCUUGGAACUUCUGAUAAACUUGGGAUCUGGCUCCACGGGCAUGAAUCACCUCCGUUCCGUCACGGUUGUUAUUAAUGGCUCGCUUCACUGGGGCACUCGUUCACCUGAACGCGCGGGUUUCCUGCAAAUCCUGGCUACUAUCGACAAGAUCGAGUUUCGAGCGCGCACGCUGAUGCUGAGGUACCUACAUGACAGUAACAUCCUCAAGAAAAAAAUGGACGACAUGGUAACCGAUGAUUUGGAUAUGCUCAUACUAGAGAAAUUCUCUCUUCAAGGACGACAAGAUAAGGUUGAAGAGGUGUGGACACGCUACAAGGGUCACGGGUCCCAGGAGGUAGACGCGUGGUCUACAGCCGAUCAGUCCUGCUGCGGCAGGAUAACGAGUAGAAUUUUGUCGAUCUGAGCACUGCGCGGAGUGAAGAUUGCGGCCGCUAGCGAGGACUAGCUAUAAACUGCGAUAGGAUAUCUACCCGGGUAUAUACAACUAAAACUACCAACUUUGUUAGAGCAGUCAGGAGAAGUUCCAACGGCACUAAACUCCUGACUCCCCCUUGUACAUUGAGGGCGGCAAUGUUUGAGGCUUCUCUGAGUUCUUUGUAGUGCAAUAGGGCGACGUGCUACUCUAUGAUGUUUGGAGUUUGUAGAGAGAACUCAAUGAGCAGGCCUUGGAUUUUUUCAAAAAACAGUGUGUAUCUUCUAUUGUAACAGGGCCUAGUC